UUUUGGAUUUCUGUGGCAUUUUUGGAGGAUUCCAGUUCUCAAUUUGAGGAGCUUGGAAAUGGCUUCUUCGUAUCACUCUCCAGUUACAUCACCUGCAACAACUGUUUCGGAUCUUCUUCAAAGUUCGAGAAAUGGUGUCAAUGGUGUUCCUUUGAAAUCCCUGGGUAGAUCGCGGUUUGGGCUUGUGCGGAGGGAUUUUACUGUCAAUGCGAAGAUUAGGAAGGUGAAGAAGCAAGAUUAUCCAUGGCCAGAUGAUGCAGACCCUAAUGUCAAAGGUGGAGUACUAAGUCAUCUUUCACAUUUCAAGCCUUCGAAAGAGAGGCCCAAGCCAGUCACUUUGGAGUUUGAGAAACCACUUGUGGAUCUGGAGAAGAAGAUCAUUGAUGUGCGAAAAAUGGCGAAUGAAACUGGUCUGGAUUUCAGUGAUCAGAUUCUCUCAUUGGAGAAUAAGUACCAACAGGCGUUAAAGGAUUUAUACACACAUCUGACCCCAAUACAACGUGUGAAUAUUGCUCGUCAUCCUAACAGGCCAACUUUUCUUGACCAUGUGUUGAACAUCACCGACAAGUGGGUUGAACUCCAUGGAGAUCGAGCAGGUUAUGAUGAUCCUGCUAUUGUUACUGGUAUUGGAUCCAUAGGUGGUAGAAGUUAUAUGUUCAUGGGUCACCAAAAAGGAAGGAACACUAAAGAAAACAUUCAGCGCAACUUUGGAAUGCCUACUCCGCAUGGUUACCGGAAGGCUGAACGUAUGAUGUAUUACGCUGAUCACCACAGACUCCCUAUUAUCACUUUCAUUGACACACCAGGGGCAUUUGCAGACCUUAAAUCAGAGGAACUGGGCCAAGGUGAAGCUAUAGCCCACAAUUUGAGGACCAUGUUCGGUCUGAAGGUCCCAAUUGUCUCUGUUGUUAUUGGAGAAGGUGGUUCUGGUGGUGCUUUGGCCAUAGGUUGUGCGAAUAAAUUACUAAUGCUUGAAAAUGCAGUUUUCUAUGUUGCCAGCCCAGAAGCUUGUGCGGCGAUCUUGUGGAAGAGUGCCAAAGCUUCUCCAAAAGCCGCUGAGAAGCUGAAGAUAACUUCUAAAGAGUUGUGCAAGCUGAAAAUUGCAGAUGGCAUCAUUCCAGAACCAGUUGGUGGCGCACAUGCUGAUCCUUCUUGGACCUCACAACAGAUAAAAUUUGCAGUUGUUGAAGCAAUGGAUGAGCUCCUUAAAAUGGACACUCCAGAACUGCUAAACCAUCGGAUGCUUAAGUUCCGUGGUAUUGGUGGGUUUCAAGAAAAACUCCCAGUAGAGCCUGAGAAGAAAGUCAACAUGAAAAAGAAAGAUGUACCCCUUGUUCAAAAAGGAGAGAUUGGAGGAACUCCCCAUGUUGAAUUGGUAGAAGAGGUUGAAAAGCUGAAACAGGAAAUUCUAAAAGCCAAUGUGUCAUCUACCAAGCCUCCAGAGUUCGAUGUAAAUGAGAUGAUAUUGAAACUGCAAAGGGAGGUUAACCAAGAGUUUUCUGAGGCAGUUAGAGCCCUGGGUUUAAGAGGCAGGCUUGAGACUAUACGGGAUGAGUUUACAAAAGCUAGAAGUUCAUCUAACCAACUAAUUGAUAUAGGUCUGAAGGACAAGAUUGGAAAGCUUAAGCAGGAGCUCAACCUGAGCUUAUCACAGGCCCCAAAUUAUGCUAGCUUGAGAACUAAGCUUGAUAUGCUGAAGGAACUAUCUGAAGCCAAGGAACUCUCCAAGCAGAAUGAUCAAACAAUAGCAUUGAAGCAGGAAAUCAAUAAGAGAUUCAAAGAGGUCAUGGAUCGGUCAGAUGUAGAAGAGAAGAUUGAGGCACUUAAAGCUGAAAUGGCAAAUACUAGGUUGUCCAGUGACAGGAAUCUAGAUCAUGGACAGAAGGAGAAAAUCAUGAAGGUGAAAAAGGAGAUAGAAUUGGAAUUGGCUGAUGUCCUCAAGUCCAUGAAGUUUGAUGUAAUCGCAGUGGGAUCAAAAGCUAAAGACUCCAGUGAGCAAACAUCAUUCUUGGACUUACAGGUCAGAGUAGAUGAAUUCAAUGAAGAAAUAAGCAAAACAAUAGAAGAUGCUAUAAACUCAUCAGAUCUAAAGAAUAAGAUAGAAACGCUGAAGCUGUUGGUGGCAAUGGCUGGAAAGACACCUGACAUGGAGUCAAAAAAUAAGAUUGAGGCUCUAAAUAAACAAAUCAAGCAGAGCCUUGCAGAGGCUAUAAGCUCCUCACAAUUGGUAGAAAAGCACGAAAAGCUGAAGGCCGAGAUUGCAAAAGCCAUUGAAUCUGGAGGACUUAAUGGAAGUUUGAGCGAGGAACCCCUAAAACACUCCUUUGCUUAAUGGGUUGUCCUUUGCUUAUGAAUGAUGAGCGAAAUAGCAAAUGGUGAUUCACUGCAAAUGCAAAAUUUUGUGUUAUACUGCAAGCUAAGCUUUCUCAACAAGAACAUCAAGCUGUACCACUCUUUCUACAUUUUGUCUCCUGUGUUUCUCAGCUGUUUCCUGUCCUCAACCUCAAGAAAAAUUGUUUUUCCCUUCAACUAGAAAAGUUUCACAAUAUGGAAUUUUGGGGUUAGGACCUGUAAAAUAUUUGCUUCUUUACAUUUUAUUUUGCUUUACAGUUCACUACAUUUUGUCUUGAUGUGAUUU
Messenger RNA from Telopea speciosissima, 2638 nucleotides. Its product is annotated as acetyl-coenzyme A carboxylase carboxyl transferase subunit alpha, chloroplastic-like. The coding region runs from base 59 to 2332 and encodes 757 amino acids. The transcript is spliced from 12 exons. Lineage: Eukaryota; Viridiplantae; Streptophyta; Magnoliopsida; Proteales; Proteaceae. Gene Ontology annotation, cellular component: acetyl-CoA carboxylase complex. The record is from RefSeq and is a predicted model, not a curated record. Gene Ontology annotation, molecular function: acetyl-CoA carboxylase activity; carboxyl- or carbamoyltransferase activity. Gene Ontology annotation, biological process: fatty acid biosynthetic process.